Aureobasidium melanogenum CBS 110374 is the source of this 546-nucleotide messenger RNA. RefSeq lists its product as uncharacterized. Gene Ontology annotation, molecular function: phosphoprotein phosphatase activity. The record is from RefSeq and is a predicted model, not a curated record. The coding region runs from base 1 to 546 and encodes 181 amino acids. Lineage: Eukaryota; Fungi; Ascomycota; Dothideomycetes; Dothideales; Saccotheciaceae. The transcript is spliced from 2 exons.
AUGUCAUUUCCUUUAAAGCCUCAGAGGUCUUUUUGUCAAGCUGACGGGUUUUUAGCGCCUGUGGCAGAGGCUGUGUGGGUCAAUGGCCCUAUUGGCGAAACCUUGGAAGUACUUGACACAGGUGUGAAGCAUAUUUGUGACUUGUUCAAGGCUCCGUUGUGUCAAGCCUCAAUAUACCCUGUUCUGAUCUGUGGCGCUAGAUGGAUGAGAGAACAGAAUUUGCUGGUUGUUCUGAUACUCUUGGUGUUGAGAGUGCCGGUGGAACACAUUACGGCCGACUACAUUUCCUGCGUGCAAGGCUUGCAGAUUGAUGAAGGGCGUUUCAAGAGUAGAGGCGAGGCUGAUCUUGUACGAGCUAUGGUUGAAAAGGAGGCGGAGUGGGUCAUGGCGGUCAAGAACCAUGUGGAUGAUAGUUAUGGUGGUGCAGAGGGGUAUCUCACGCGAGGAGGCGUGACUUUGGAGGAAAUGGGUAGCUUGCGAGACGCACUCCAAGCUUCAGGUUCGAGGAAAGAGGCCGACCAUUACGAGACCGCUGAAGACCCUUGA